GCAGCGGUACGGUUAAUUGAAGCAGAAGAGUAUUGAACUCUUGUUUCUAAGCUAGAAAUGGGAACCAGGGGAGUUAUUGGAGAUAAAUGGUCCAUGAGGAUUCUCUGGGCCUGUGCAAUUGGAAGUGCAAUUGGUCUGUAUAUGGUUGCUGUAGAGAGACAAACGCAGAACAGACACCGAAUGUUGGCUGAAAGUCUAGAAGCAGCUGAAGCAGAAGGCGCUGGAGAUGAAGUUUAAAGGUGGAUGUUCCUAAAUUUGAAUGAACUUUUUUUUGUAACAACUUUUUAAAGAACUACCCAAUAUUUCAAACUGGGGGUCCUUUUUUUUCAUGUAAAAGGCUUUUGUUUAUUUGUUCUUCGGAAUUCCCAAUGGAAAUCAGGAUAAAUGUUC
Messenger RNA from Pistacia vera, 390 nucleotides. RefSeq lists its product as uncharacterized. The coding region runs from base 58 to 237 and encodes 59 amino acids. The record is from RefSeq and is a predicted model, not a curated record. NCBI's taxonomy places the organism in Eukaryota, Viridiplantae, Streptophyta, Magnoliopsida, Sapindales, Anacardiaceae. The transcript has 3 exons.